Molecule: messenger RNA, 1751 nt
Organism: Annulohypoxylon truncatum
Lineage: Eukaryota; Fungi; Ascomycota; Sordariomycetes; Xylariales; Hypoxylaceae
Exons: 2
Coding region: 164-1306 (380 amino acids)
Biological process (GO): ubiquitin-dependent protein catabolic process
Cellular component (GO): nucleus; proteasome regulatory particle, lid subcomplex; cytosol
Molecular function (GO): structural molecule activity
Source: RefSeq, a predicted model, not a curated record
AGAAGCUUAGAACUGAAGCUUUCAUCUUUCACUUAAACAACUACAACCCAACCAAACAGAAAAACAACAACGCCAAUUCUGAAUUAAUCCUUGCUGAUACCUUCUCACUUACCUCCCAUUACAAUUAUACCAAGGAGAGGAUAUCUGAGAACAACAUCAUACCAUGAACGUCGACACUAUCGCCGACUUCCUCGCCGAUCAGCGGGACGAAACCCCGGACGAGCUCCAAUAUCUCAUCAUCCAGUUCGAGAAUUACUGGGAGCGCAAGUUAUGGCACCAACUCACCGACGCCCUCAUCGAGUUCUUCGCAAACCCCAAGAGCGAGCCUCAACGGCUCAAGUUCUAUAAGGUAUUCAUAUUAAAGUUCGCUGAUAAGAUCAACCAACUUAAGCUCGUCGACUUGGGCCUGAAGGCUGCUACGCAAUGUAGAGAUGACCAAGAACGUCUGACUUUCCUCACAUCCCUAGCCAAGAAGGUCGACAACGAGAACUCCCAAGACGCCUUCGUCUACGCCACUGCCGCCGUCGCCCGUGUUGAGUUGGAUCUACGAGACCUCGAAGCAUCCCGGAAAAACCUCGACAAGGCCGAGCGCAUUCUCGACUCCUUCGACAGCGUCGAGACCAAGGUCCACGCUGCCUUCUACCAAGUCAACGCCAACUACUACCAGGCCAAGGCCGACUUCGCCUCGUAUUACCGCAACGCCCUCCUCUACCUCGCCUGCAUAGACCUAUCGUCGCUAUCCCCCGACGAGCGCAAGGCCCGUGCCUACGACCUGGGUAUCGCCGCCCUCGUUUCGGACUCUAUCUACAACUUCGGCGAGCUGCUGCAGCACCCUAUCCUCGCCGCCUUGACCGGCGACGUCGCUUGGUUGCAGGAGCUGUUGCUAGCCUUCAAUCGGGGGGACCUAGCGGCCUACGACGUGCUGUCGGGCCACAUCUCGAGCAACCCGCUCUUGAAGGAGCACGUCGAGGACAUCCGCCAGAAGAUCUACCUCGCGGCCCUGACGGAGAGCGUGUUCCGGCGGCCGCCGCACCAGCGCGCCAUGAGCUUCGGCACCAUAUCGGCUGACACCAAGGUGCGCAAGGACGAAAUCGAGCACCUGGUCAUGAAGGCCCUCAGCCUGGGCCUCGUGCGCGGCACUAUCGACGAGGUCGACGAGCUCGUCAACUUCACUUGGGUCCAGCCGCGCAUCCUCGACAUGGGCCAGAUCGCCAGCAUGAGCCAGCGCCUGGGCGAGUGGGGCGAGAACGUGAACAAGCUCGGCAACUGGAUCGAGGCUACCGGCCAGGAUAUCUGGGCUCCCUGAUCUUUGCGCGAAUGCGGGUGGUCUAAGCAAAGAGUAGAUGGAUGAAUGGAUUCAAUUGCUAUGUAAUAGGCAAAGACUCGGGAAAGAAAAAAAAGGGAGAGGCGAAGAAAAGAGGGAAAGAGAAAGAGAAAUCUUUUUCUCCCCUGGUUGCGUCUCCAGCAGGGUCUGAGCCUUGUAUGAUAGAUACAUACUAAUAGACGACGUGCGGUCCGGAAGAGAGGACCGCGAGUCUUGCUAUAACGCAAUUGAGUUCGUUGAGACAUUGACAGAGGUGUCAGCUUUGCGUACGUGAUGUGAUAAUCGAGACCGCGCAGCCGUCUUGUGGUAAAAGGGGGUAUGACAACUAAUUGGCUUACCUCUUUUUAUCCUCGAGUUGUAGAUGGGAGGCGUCUAUAUCUCCUUGCCUGGUAACGGGACUGAUAUUCCUUGAUUACAAUAUUAGCAC